AUGUUUUCUGAACGUUGGAUAUGUUUUUGUUGUCCUCAAACAUACAAACUUCAACGAAGUAUUGUACCUCUUGAACAAGCACAAUCACGUCCUCCAUCAAAAACGAGAGCAAAAAAGAAAUCUGACAUCACUUCUGUUAUUAUCAUUCAAUCAUGGUUCAGACGACGACAAGCUCUUUUUGAAAUACGUCGAAAAGCUGCAUGGACAAUCUAUCAAAAUAUUGAAUAUGCUGGAGAACAAGAUCAACUUAAACUUUAUAAUUUUUUCCUGGAUCUUAUGCAAGCUGUAUCAAAAGAUCCACGUGAUGCACUUGUUAUUGCUAAAGUAUUACGUCGUACUUCAAGUUUAUCGAGCACAGCUGAAGAACUCGAAUUAUUAGAAACAACAUCACCAGAAACGAUCAAUGUUGAACCAUCAUAUAAAGGACCACAUAUACAACUUCCUAUUAAUAAAGGGCAUCUUGAAUCUUUGGUUCUUGCCUUUCAACGAGGAGAGACUCUUCAUGCUCGAUAUGUUUUAUUAAUAUUACAUGAAGUUCGUCGUAUUCUUAAACGUUUACCAAACGUCAAUGUUGUUUCAACACAUCAAUCGACAAGUGUUACAGUUGUUGGUGAUUUACAUGGUAAUUUAUCUGAUUUAAUGCUUAUCUUUCACAAAAAUGGUUUACCAUCUAAUGAAAAUCCAUAUAUAUUUAAUGGUGAUAUAGUUGAUCGAGGUACUCAAAGUAUGGAAUUAUUUAUUCUAAUAAGUUUAGCAUUUAUUAUUUAUCCAAAUAAUGUUUAUUUCAAUCGGGGUAAUCAUGAAGAUCAUGAAAUUUUACAAUCGGAUCGAUCAUUAUUGACUACUGAUCAAUGGACUCUUCUCUCCAAUUUAUUUCAUAUUUAUAAUGAAAGCAAGCUUUCAUCAAUCGGCCAAUGUUUAAUAGACACAUCUGCUGUUCUACAAUCUACUAAUAUAAGCUGUCAAUCACUGAUGCAAGAAUUCUUAACAUGCAUUUAUGAAACAACAGGAACUUAUCUUCAUUUCAAUGAUGAUCUUCGUAAACUAUCAUUUGAUAAUCGUUCGAUAACACUUUCUAAUGUUGCAAACAAUGUAUCCUGUCUGGGUUGUGCAUUCGUCGUGCAACAUUUUCAUUUAUUUGCUCUGGAAAUUUUCUCAAAUACUUUGGAAGUUAUGUAUGGAAAACCUACAGUCGAUAUUUAUCGUUGGACGAUGAAAUUUAUCGAUCUAGAUAUUGUUUUGAUUAAAUUAGCACUCUCAUUGUUUGCUUUUUCUGGAAAUACUUGUUCAUAUUCUCCGAAUAUCUCAACAGAGUUAACAGAUCCAAUUAUUAUAUUAGAAAUUCAAAAUAAAUAUGCUGAAAUAACAUGGAAAUAUCUUCUCUAUAGAUAUGGUCAUUAUCAAGCUGUUCAACGAUUUCUUAAUAUAAUAUCUUGGCUUGAAGCCCUCACAAUUUUUGUCUUUCAUACACAAAAUCUUACAACAUACAUCAAUGAAAUAGAUUUACUCGCUGAACAAACUGAACUUACACUUAUAUUAGAUGAUAUUGAUCAAAUACUUGAAACAAAUUAA
Molecule: messenger RNA, 1572 nt
Organism: Rotaria sp. Silwood2
Lineage: Eukaryota; Metazoa; Rotifera; Eurotatoria; Philodinida; Philodinidae
Source: the annotation of a GenBank genome assembly